AGUCCUGUCAAAACUGUGCCGAGUUCAAAUAGAUAUUCAAAAUAAAAUUAAAAAUGUUACUUAAAACUAUUUGUACCAUUUUCCUAAUAUAUGUAUCUGUGAUAAAGUGUCAUGAUCUUUAUGCUCAUGAUAAUAACUAUGCACAUCUACGCACAGAACAAUCACAUCGGAUUGACGACCUGCUGCAGAAGCUGUUCGAUCAUAUAUAUGAGGCGAGGGGCAUGAACAGGGAAAUGGAUGAAUUGAAAAGAGAGCAGGUUCAUCACGGAAUCUUACUUAAUGAGCUGAUAAGUAAAUUCAAUGGGAUGGAUAAAGAAAACAACCUUCAGUGGAACGCGCUGAAUAUGGUGAUGAUUGAACUUUACAAUAAGAAGCAGAUUCUGAUUCAGAAUCAGAAUCAGAAUCAAACGAAACCAGAGUUGGAGCCAAUUGGGAUCGGUGGCAGUUGUAUUGAUUUCCUGAACUCGACUCAACGUGGUAGUAGCAUCUAUUCGAUAAUCGUUGCCAGCUUCAGUCAGCUCCCGUUCAAUGUUAGUUGCGAUCAGGACACAAUUGGCGGGGGCUGGAUAACGGUGCUGAGGCGGCAGGAUGGCAGUGUAGACUUCUUUCGCAAAUGGGAGGAGUACAAAAGAGGUAUCGGAACUUUGGAUGGCGAGUACUUCAUCGGACUGGAGAAACUGCAUCAUUUGACCAAAGCAGGGGAUCAAGAACUACUCAUAGAAAUGGAGGACUUCAACGGAAGGCAAGCCUAUGCAAAGUACGAUCAAUUUGUAAUCGCCAGCGAAGAGGAAAACUACAAACUGACCAAACUGGGCAAAUACGCGGGAGAUGCGGGGGAUGAUCUGCGAUACCAUAGGGGUAGAAUGUUCUCAGCUCGGGAUCGAGACAACGAUGAUUUUUCUGGCAACUGUGCUGAGACUUCUCUGGGUGGCUGGUGGUACGGAAUGUGUCAUCAAAGCAAUCUGAUGGGAGUUUAUAAUGAUACCAGAUAUGCCAAAGGCAUUAAUUGGUUUGCAUUUACGGGUCGCAAUGCUUCAUUGAAGAAAGCCAGGAUGUUGAUAAGGACUAAAAAACCUUGAGAUAGUAAUGGAAUACCAUUGCGAAGCUAUAGUUUCCUACAUUAAUGAGAUAACAACCUUAUAUCGAAAAUAUAUUCUUGAUUAUCAA
This is a messenger RNA of Drosophila grimshawi, 1167 nucleotides long. Its product is annotated as angiopoietin-related protein 6. NCBI's taxonomy places the organism in Eukaryota, Metazoa, Arthropoda, Insecta, Diptera, Drosophilidae. The coding region runs from base 54 to 1079 and encodes 341 amino acids. The record is from RefSeq and is a predicted model, not a curated record. The transcript is spliced from 3 exons.